AACGUUUCUCUCCCAUCCCCUGAUGAUCUCUCUUCCACCCAUGCACGGGGAAAAAAACAACGAAAAAAUGAGACAUGCAGCUGUGCAGUCAACAGUUUCUUGCAAAUGGAAUAACACUCGAUAUACAACUAUGAUGUUUUUUUAAAGUUUGAAGUAAAGAUUAUGGACUUGAUUUUUGUGGAAUAGAAAAGAUUUCUUUUGAUACAGAUAUUCAGUUAUGAUGACAUUUCGGCAAUUGAUAAAGCUCUCAUGGAGAUGUGGAGUUGCUUUGACAAGAUCAAACUUCCACUCCUCAAACAGUAUUUGUCUAUAUGAUAAACCAACAUAUAGCAAAAUAAGAUAUUUUUAUACUACUAUCAUAGUUCAACAAUGUAGACAAUUAAACACAAGAAGCCAUUAUUUCAAGAAAGAGACUGAAAGUUCUACAAAUGAUGAAGUAGAAAGUACAGACAAGUGGGAUGGAUUUGGAACAGUUUUAAAGGAGUUUCAUUUAGCUGUAACAAAGUCAAACACUCAAUUCACUAUUCCAUAUUUUGAAGAGCUUGAAUCAAGAGUUAAGGAAGAGAACCAUCAUAAAUCCAAAUUGUUUGACAAUAUUGUUAUGAUAGAAUUUGAAGAAAAUAAUAAUUUAGAUGGAGCCAAUGUUUUUUUAGAGUAUUUGUCCCAGAAAGGAAGAAAGCUUGGAAUUAUUCCAAGAGUUGAGUACAUAGAGUUAUUAGGGAAAACUAACUGUAAUCAAGAGCAUGAUGAACUUAUUUACUCACAGUACAAGGAAUGUGAAGAUUUUCUAGAUAUCCUAGACAGAAGGUUGUUACAAAAAUUAAUUUCUGCUUUUUCAACAACUGCAAAAUGGAAGAAAAGCCUGGAAUUUAUUGACAAGGUUGAAUCUCCUAAAGGUUUACCGUUCUCAUUUUAUGUACCUAUUUUAGAGGCUGCUUUGAACAAUCAAGAUUUAGAGUACUUCACUUCUACCUUUGACAUGGCAUACAAUAACAGACCUUCACACGAGACCCAUGAAAAAAUCAUUCAAGAAGUCCUUGAGAAAACUGUAGAUGUAUGUAAAAAGUAUCCAGAAAGUGCAACAUUUGACCAUCUUCUCAACAUGCUUCAAAAGUAUUAUGUAUUUCCAACUGAAGAAACAGCAAACGACAUACAAAACUACUUGGAAAAUAUUUAUGGUUGUAAAGUAAAGAAAACUGUUGUUAAUUACAGAGGAGAGUGUAAAUCGUGUAUGAGAAAAAUGGAUCAAGCUGAAUUAACUAAAGAAGAAUUUCAGGAAUUAAGAAGUGUAUUUCUUGAUCGUACCUUGUAUGAGGGUGACACGUUUUAUUGGACAUCACCAGAAGAGUUGAAGACAUUCCUGGAUUUUCUAGAAAAGAAUGGUCCAUUUGACAUAGUGAUAGAUAAUCUGAAUUUGAUAUUCUCUCACUUCACAAGGCCUAACCAACAAGGAAGUACAUUUCAGAAGUGUCAAGAGGCAGUGGAUUAUUUUGCACAUAAAGGAAAGAGAGUUUUGAUUGUAACAAGAAAAACUUUCCCUAGAGAAUACAAAAAUGCUAAAACAUUUAAAGUUCAUCGAAGUACACAUGAUGACUCUUAUAUGUUAUUUGGUGCAUUGUUUAGUGGUUAUUCCUGUAUGUUUAUGUCCAAAGAUUAUUUUCGUGACAGUAAGCAUAGGCUAGGAAGCAAACAUGGAGAGAUUUUCCAAAAAUGGCAGAGAUCUAGGCAGGUCAGCUUGCUAACAAAAGCUAACAGCGAUCACUUUACUGUUCUGUGGCCAAGAACUUAUGAUCCAAGAGCACAGAUGACAGAUGAUGGUGUUUUACACAUACCUUUUAGGAGUGAAAAUGACAGAAGAACAUCUUAUGAAACUCCAACAACUUUCCUGUGUGCAAAAUUUAAUAUUAAAUAAAUCAGUUUUAUAAAGAUGUAUUAUGUAUGAUUAGGGUUUUACACAUACCAUAUACAGCAGGGCCUCUGUGGCCAAGUGGUCUAAGCAGUCCAACUACUGUAUCACUAGCCCGUCAACACAGAGGUUGGGAGUUUGAAUCCCACAGGUGGCCCCUGCGUUCGACUCCAAUCUUAAUUCACUAGGAUUGUCAGUUUUCCUACUCAAGGUCAUGGUUCUCUCCAGGCACUCCUGCUUCCUCCACCAAUAAAAACUUACCACCACAAAAUAGCCUAUAGUGCUGAAAGUGGUGUUAAAAACCAAACAAUCAAUCAAUCAUACCAUAUACAAAGGAAAAUGACAGGAGAACAUCCUGUCCUUUUCUAUUACCAAAUUUAAUAUUGAAAAAAUCAGUAUAUAUAUAGUUUUUUGUAGUACUACUGUUCAUUACUUGUCUUGUCUUCACUCAGGCUAUUUAGACAAUUGUCAUGGUUGAAGCCCAAUUAUGAUGACCUCUAGACAUCAUCUUUAUGAAUUAAGGUAGAUGUAUACCUCAAUGAGAUAGUGCAUUUUUUUUGUAUUUUGUUUUGUUUUGUAAGGUUGAUGUUUUAUUUUUAUGGAAGAGCAGUUCACUCAUCAGAAAAAAAGGAGACAUUUUUCUUCAGAGGGAGACAGAUGUUUUCAUUACUGUGAGAGCAUGGUGCAUGUGAGCUUGCUUAUUAUGUGCAAAGAAGCUAGAAAUAAAAUGAAUGACAUGGGAUUUAACUUAAACAUAACAAAUAAAAUGUAUGAUCAUAAAUUGAAUUAUACUCUUUUUACACAUUAUAAAGAGCUGUAAUCAAAGGUU
Messenger RNA from Mytilus californianus (California mussel), 2735 nucleotides. Its product is annotated as mitochondrial ribonuclease P catalytic subunit-like. Lineage: Eukaryota; Metazoa; Mollusca; Bivalvia; Mytilida; Mytilidae. The record is from RefSeq and is a predicted model, not a curated record. The coding region runs from base 218 to 1912 and encodes 564 amino acids. Gene Ontology annotation, biological process: tRNA 5'-leader removal; mitochondrial tRNA 5'-end processing. Gene Ontology annotation, cellular component: mitochondrial ribonuclease P complex. Gene Ontology annotation, molecular function: ribonuclease P activity. The transcript has 7 exons.